Daphnia carinata is the source of this 1041-nucleotide messenger RNA. RefSeq lists its product as uncharacterized. Gene Ontology annotation, molecular function: nucleic acid binding. NCBI's taxonomy places the organism in Eukaryota, Metazoa, Arthropoda, Branchiopoda, Diplostraca, Daphniidae. Bases 123 to 497 code for a protein of 124 amino acids. Gene Ontology annotation, biological process: tRNA splicing, via endonucleolytic cleavage and ligation. The record is from RefSeq and is a predicted model, not a curated record. The transcript is spliced from 3 exons.
AGUGAAACUACUCGGUUCGCACCGUUCCAUGUGGAAAAUUAGAUAUAAAUAGAUAAUUGUCGACAACAUUACAUUUUUACUUAACCAAGUGCUCACCUUGUUGCUCGCAUUAUUCUCGUUGUAUGCCUUUUGAAAUGGAAACGUUAGAAAAUGCAGUUUUCCGAUCAAUGAAACAAAAAGCCUUGACAUUACAACUUUAUAAAGAUCUGAGAUUUGUAAGGGCUUUUGAUGAUUUGAAGAUGCAUCAGGUUGAUGAAUUGGAUUUAGUCUAUCUGACAGGACAUUUGCCAGAGGAUAGCGAACAAGAAGUCUUUUUUCCAUUAGCUGCAGAUGAAGCUAUAUCAUUAAACAGAAUUGCUGUCUUUCAAAAUCAUCUCUUACAACAUCACAAUUUGAAAAGGCUUACUUUGGCACUAAUUGAUGCUGAUUCUACAAUGGUUUACUUCUGUGUCACUCCUGGCCUAUUACCUCCAUCAGAAUUGGAAUCAAGGAAAUAAAAAGAACCUUUUGUUUUAUAGUUUAUUCAAGAUCACUCUCCAAAUUUGAAUUUGCAAAAUUUCAAUCAAAUACUGCCCAAGUGUCAUCUGCCUCCUUCCCAACUUUCUCAUCAACCACCUGCUUAAGUUGUUCAUCAGUUAUUGAGUGGGCCCAAACUGGAAUAGCUGAAUUUGGAAGUAUUACUUUUGACAUUAUUGACUUGAUAGUUUCAAUUUGCACAGUGUCAAGUGGAAUGCUAGGUUUAUCACUACAGCUUACAGCUGGAGUUGAAGUCUCUAUAGUCACUAGGUUAUGGUAAUCAUGGCUUGUUCUAAUCUGGAAUUCCUGACCAUCAUAAGUGCUGUACCCGAAUUCCACAUCGUCAUCUUCAUCGUCACAAUUUGAAGUUGGUAGAAGUUCAUAACCAUUUGGUCUGAUUUCUUGUGGCUCUUCAUUAUCUUCUACAUCAACCAGGUCUCUAAAAAUGUAGAAAGAAACAGUUACCUUUAUGAAAAAAAAUUUAACAUAAACAUUAAAAGAAUACAAAAAGACCUAUCGGUUAAA